Molecule: messenger RNA, 1602 nt
Organism: Ixodes scapularis (black-legged tick)
Lineage: Eukaryota; Metazoa; Arthropoda; Arachnida; Ixodida; Ixodidae
Gene: Sting
Product: stimulator of interferon genes protein
Exons: 8
Coding region: 279-1460 (393 amino acids)
Biological process (GO): positive regulation of macroautophagy; positive regulation of type I interferon production; autophagosome assembly
Cellular component (GO): endoplasmic reticulum membrane; autophagosome
Molecular function (GO): cyclic-di-GMP binding; 2',3'-cyclic GMP-AMP binding
Source: RefSeq, a predicted model, not a curated record
AAGUAAACAGCACACUACCGACACUACUGACCCGACCACACCGACCACACUACUACAGCGACUACAGUUUCACCGGUUUCACUUUCGCCUUUCGCCGUGUUAUUCCAAAUGCGCAGGAAGCUGGGACGAGGGCACGUGCGAUGACCCCGACCACUGUGACCCCGACGCUCGCGUUUUCGCCCCCAAAACGUGCGAAACACGAACUUGACAACGCUGACGACAAGAUCUGUCGCGGUUAGCGGCAGAGUCGUGGAGUUUCCCCAACGUCGUUCGUUACAAUGGGAGACGGCCAAGGAGCCCCACUCCUUGCGGAUCCUGAGCAGAGCGGAGCCUCGCCAUCGAGCUUGCUCCCGCCGUGCACCUUGACGGCCGGCGAAAACAAUGGCUUUGGCCCGGUGCUGCAGAGGAGGAGCGGAAGGCUGCCCUUUGGCCUCUUCUGCCUCCUUGUGUCCGUCGGGAUAGCCGUCUGCUUGGUCUUCAAGCAGAUACAGGACACUGGGGUGCACCUGUUUGUGGUUACCCUGACGAUGGUGCUGGCCCUGGUGCUGAGCCAGGCCUGCUACCUGGUGGACGAACUGUGCCACCUGCGAGAGCGCCACGGGGGGCGCUGCUGGCCGGCCGUCCUGCUCUGCCUGCGGUUCCCGCUGGCCACCUACCUCAGCAUCGGGGUCUUGCUGCUGCUCUCGGUGCUGAUGGCACUGCAGCGUUGGGACAUGGUCCUGGGCUUCCUGCAUGACCAGUGGCAUCUGCUCCUCCUCAUGGGGCUCGUGUGCCAGCUGUGCACUUGGAGGGCUUCCGAGGCGCAGUGGCAGCACCAGCGCGAGCGGCGGGAGUCUGCGCACGUGGGCGAGGGCAUGGCCUGGUCCUUCUACUUCGGCUACAUCAGGCUGCUGCAGGACCCCGUGCCUGCGGGCAGGGGACGCAACGCCGAGCCCUACUCGCUGCGUGAGCGCAUCAGCAAGUACGAAGACGACCACGGCGUGAAGCUGGCGGUGAAGAAGCUGUUCAUCCUGCUGCCCUCGUCGUGCUACAUCGAUCCGCUGCUGGGGAGCGGGCAGGACGAGGACCUGGAGCCAACUACCUCCAUCGAGGACGUCAACAUACCCCGGGCGGGCACCAAGGAGCGCAUCUUCAUCAACACUGUCUACAAGAUCAGGAACGGCGACGGGGAACCGUACUACUGCCUGGCGGAAGGUGCGACUCCCCUGCUGACGCUGCACGACAUGCUGGUGCACAGCGAGCUGAGCGCCGAGCAGCAGUGGGAGCAGAUGUGCAUCUUCUACCACAAGCUGAAGGAGCUGCUGGAGAGACAUCAGGCCUGCAGCGCAAACUUCCUUCUGGUGCCCUACUGCGAUAAAAACCCCGACGGCUCCAUGAAGAAAGUCUCUUCGGUCCUGAGGGAUGAGAUCAGGCGUCAUCUGAAACUGAUGGAAGCUUCUUCCGGUCUGACAUCGAGCUGACAUAUUUUUACAAACAAUGAAAAUCGGAACGACCUUGUUGUGUUCCUGUUUUGUCUCUAUUUUUUAUUUUCUGCUUGUGCAUGAGGAAACAGAAAACUUCCUGCGACAGAAUAUAUGCGGAUGAUAAAUUUUGGAUUCCUUA